This is a messenger RNA of Neltuma alba, 852 nucleotides long. Its product is annotated as protein MHF1 homolog. Gene Ontology annotation, biological process: resolution of meiotic recombination intermediates; replication fork processing. Gene Ontology annotation, cellular component: FANCM-MHF complex. Gene Ontology annotation, molecular function: chromatin binding; protein heterodimerization activity. The record is from RefSeq and is a predicted model, not a curated record. NCBI's taxonomy places the organism in Eukaryota, Viridiplantae, Streptophyta, Magnoliopsida, Fabales, Fabaceae. Bases 361 to 765 code for a protein of 134 amino acids. The transcript has 4 exons.
UGUGUAACCUUAAUUUGGAGACGCUAUAUAACUUAUUUAUUUAUUUUUACGUUUUUUCUGGAGAAUAAUAAUUUUACUACCAUUUCUGUCCGUUGUUUUUGUUGCUCCCCACCUUUUCGGCCAUAGGAUAAUUUGCUAAUCGCUAUAGAACUGUUAUUUGGUGGGCUUGAUAUGACCCAGGUCAUAAGAUCUCGGCCCAAUAUGGUGCCCACGUAGCCCAUUUAAUUUUGGGGGGCGAAGCGCGCACUCCGAGGGUCUUCAUUAUAAUACUAUAAACCCCGCCAUUUCAAUUGAAAUUCCCUCCAACCAUAGACUAGUGAAGAAGGCACCAAAGACGAAAGGAAGAUCAGAUCGAUCGCAAUGGAAGGUGUUGGCGGAGCCGGAGGAGUUGGAGGAAGGGAAAUCGACACUAAAACCCAAGACUUGAGAGAUAGGUUCAGGCUCUCCGCCGUCUCUAUCGCUGAAGCUGAAGCUAAGAGGAACGGCAUGGAUGCUUCGGAAGUCGUGGUAGCUUGCAUUGCUGAUUUGGCCUUUAAGUAUGCGGAGCAGCUGGCUAAGGAUGUUGAACUAUUUGCUCAGCAUGCAAAUCGUAAAUCUGUAAACAUGGAAGAUGUUAUACUGUCAGCUCAUCGAAAUGAGCAUCUAUCUACCUUAUUGAGGGCCUUCUCCGUUGACUUGAAAAUUAGAGAGCCGCAGUCUGAAAGGAAGAGAAAGAAAGCAACCAAAAGGAAGACCAAGCACCAACCUAAUGCCCAUGCCAGAUGAACAUUUGGCCCUUGAAAUGUACCAUUUUGCUAUCCAAUACAUUAGGUAUUAGUUCCCGGAAAGUUAUUCUAUUAGUCGCUAAGGAAG